AUGAAGAGUACGGUUGUCAGUCACCGAGAGCCGAAAUCCACCUUUUACGGCACUCUGCUUUUCUUUUUGACGCUGCUUGCUGAGGUUACGUAUUCGGCUGAUCUCGCAAUUGAGAUACCAGGAAACUUGAGCCAAGGAGGCUCUUGGUAUCGUUUAGAUUACAGCCCUGCUGUUGGUUAUCCACCACCAAACACCACCAUAGCCGCCACCGACAUAGGGGACGUUAUCAAGUUCAAGGAUGGUCUUCCUGGGACAAGAUACGAAUUCUGGUUGUAUUACAGCAAUAGUACUCUUCACGAUUGGCGAACAUGGACGGCCUCCAUAACCACAGCACCGGAUCCCCCAUCGAACUUGACUGUUUCGGUGCGAAAUGGCAAGACCGCGGUGGUUUAUUGGGCACCGCCAGCCCAGGGGAAUUAUUCCGGCUUCCGGUUGAGGGUGCAAAGUUUCAGCGACACCGGAAAUCCAAAAACAAGCGUGAUCCCUGCGGACGCAGUUCCUUAUGUGCUCCGCGAUCUCAUCCCUGGGGCGACGUAUUCCCUUCAACUUUUCACCGUAUUAGACACCAAAGAAAGCGUGGCGUACACCAGUAGAAAUUUCACUACGAAACCCAACACGCCUGGGAAGUUUAUCGUAUGGUUUAGGAACGAGACGACCUUAUUGGUCCUCUGGCAGCCGCCAUACCCUGCUGGGAUUUAUACCCAUUAUAAAGUUAGUAUAGAUCCUGCUGAUGCCAUAGAAUCUGUUCUUUACGUAGAAAAGGAAGGGGAACCACCUGGGCCAGCGCAGGCCGCCUUUAAAGGACUCGUUCCUGGCAGAGCUUACAAUAUUUCCGUGCAAACGGUGUCGGAGGACGAGACUUCAGCUCCCACGACUGCCCAAUAUCGAACGGUGCCAUUGCGUCCAUUAAACGUCACCUUUGACAAGUCUUCGAUAACAUCCAGUUCCUUCCGCGUAUUUUGGAAUCCCCCCGAAGGAAUGUCCGAAUUCGACAAGUAUCAGAUAUCGUUAGGGGGUAAUCGGAGGCUCGCGCCAGUCACCAGAAAUCGUGAUGACGAGAGUAAAUGGGAAUUCAAGGACCUGGAACCGGGGAAAACUUACCAAGUUGUUGUGAAGACGGUCUCGGGCAAGGUUACCAGCUGGCCGGCUAGUGGAGAUGUUACUUUAAAACCAUUACCAGUUCGUGAUCUACGUGCCGUCAUCGAUGAGAAAACCGGAAUGGUCGAAGUUUCUUGGCUCCCCGAAAAUUCCAGUACUCAGGAUACCUACAAGCUACAGUAUCACGAGGUGGAAACAGCGAUUGGUGGUGAUAGCAACACAUUAACAACCGAUCAAACAAAAGUCACUCUUGAAGCUUUAUUACCCGGCCGAAAUUACUCGAUAAUUGUCCAAGCAAUUAGUAAUAAAGUCGAGUCGAACGAAACCGUUUUGUAUCAAGUCACACGGCCUUCGAGUCCGAUCAUCGAGGACCUAAAACCGAUCGAGAUGGGGCUGAACAUUUCGUGGAAAAGCGACGUGAAUUCGAGACAAGAGAAAUUCGAGGUGACACACAACAGGAACGAUACUGGAGAAAGCGCUACAACGUUAACCACAGAAUCGCACAUUGUUCUGGAAGAUCUUUAUCCUGGCGCGGCGUAUGAAGUUAAAGUUUUCGCCAUUAGCCAUUCUCUGAGAAGUGAACCGCAUGACUACUUCCAAGCAGUUUUGCCUCAUCCGCCAAAAAAUUUAAGCUUUGAAAGGGUGACUAGCAACACCGUCGUUGUUCAAUGGGAAGCGCCGACGGACUCCUUGUACACUGAAUUCUCGAUUAGAUAUCGAACAGAAGAAGAUCCGAGGUGGGUCAAGUUGCCCAGUGUGCGAGAAACGGAAGCAGAAGUGGCAGACAUGACACCAGGAGAGAAAUACACGAUUCAAGUCAACACCGUCAGUUAUGGAGUCGAAAGUCUCUAUCCCCUCCAAGUGAACCAUACAGUUCGUCCUAAUCCUGUACUCAACAUUACUCCGAUCAUCGACUCGACGAACGUGACUCUGGAAUGGCCGAGACCGGAAGGCAGAAUCGAGACCUACGCGAUAAGAUGGUGGCCGUACGGAACUCCUGAGGAGGUGCGUUCGAAAAACGUAACGGAGAGCAACGAUGUCACCAGCAUCCUCUUCGAAGAGAAUGCUGUGCAAAAGGUUCUCGUGAGUGAUCUGAUGCCAGGAGUUCAGUACUCCUUUACAAUCUACACAGUGUCCUACGGCCUAGUCAGUGACGUCACCAACUUGACCACCAGGACAAUGCCGCUAAUCCAAUCGGAAGUCGUUGUGGUGGUCGAUCGAGAUCAGCCGGACUCCCUGACAUUGAGGUAUACACCGACACCUAUCCAGUCCUCGAGUUUCGAUCUGUAUCGGUUCCGGAUUAGCGACGAGAACAACACGACGAAAGAGCGACGGGUCGACGACACCGACACUAAGGUGACCUUCGCCGGCCUAACACCUGGUAAACUCUACAACGUGACGGUUUGGACUGUCAGCGAUAACGUGGAGAGCAGACCGUUGCUUAGGCAGGACCGACUUUAUCCUGAACCCAUCACAGCCAUCCAAGCGAUAGAUAUCAACGACACGCGAAUCACAUUGACAUGGGACAUUCCACGUGGACAAUACGAUGCGUUCGAGGUCCAAUAUAUAAACACCGACGGGAGCUUCAUUCAGAACAUCACGACGGUGAACCUGAUCACCAUCUCCGAUUUGAAACCUCACAGAAACUACACUUUCACAUUGGUAGUCCGUUCGGGGACGGCGUCCUCCUAUUUCAGAGUGUCGAAUCCCCUAAGCGCCAGUUUCACUACCAGCGAGUCCUAUCCUGGCAAGGUGGAGAAGUUUCAUCCGACGGACAUCCAGCCAAGCGAUAUCAGUUUCGAGUGGUCCCUUCCUAGUCAAGAACAAAAUGGCAUCAUCAGAAAGUACACCAUCACCUACGGACUGGAAGGCUCGGCGCACACACAGAUGCAAGACUUCAGGCCAAACGAGUACCGCGGCAUCAUCCGGUCUCUGAUACCAGGAAAAACAUACGUCUUUCGGAUUCAAGCACAGACGAAGAUUGGCUUCGGUCCUGAAGCGGUGUGGAAGCAGAAAAUGCCGAUCUUGGCGCCACCCAAGCCACCCACCCAGGUUGUGCCAACAGAGGUCUGCAGAAGCAGCACUACCAUUCAAAUACGAUUCAGGAAGAACUACUUCAGCGAGCAGAACGGUGCCGUGACAUCUUACACGAUCAUCGUGGCGGAAGACGAUAGCAAGAACGCGUCUGGUUUGGAAAUGCCCAGCUGGAGGGACGUCCAGGCCUAUAGUAUCUGGCCUCCGUAUCAGGUGAUGGAACCUUACUAUCCUUUCAAGAAUGGCUCCGUGGAGGAUUUCACGAUCGGUGGCGAGAAUUGUGACAACAAAAUUGGAUACUGCAAUGGACCACUGAAAUCUGGUUCCACGUAUAGAGUGAAAGUUCGUGCGUUUACCGCACCAGACAAAUUCACUGAUACCAGUUACAGUUUUCCGAUUCAAACAGGAUUGCUGCUGGCAGAUAAGGAUAAUACGGCCAUCAUAGUUGGAGUCAUAGUUCCAAUAGUGUUUCUAUUGACGUUAUUGGGCAUUGGAUUGCUAGUGAGAAGAAGACGGAGUCAAGGCCGUAAAACGACCGAAACAAGAGCAACCGACAACCUGUCUUUGCCGGACAGCGUUAUCGAGACUAGUCGACCGAUCAAGAUCGAGGACUUUGCUGAGCAUUACCGCACGAUGUCCGCGGAUUCCGAUUUCCGUUUCUCGGAGGAAUUCGAAGAAUUGAAACACGUUGGAAGGGAUCAGCCUUGUACAGCGGCGGAUUUGCCGUGCAAUAGACCAAAGAAUCGUUUCACGAACAUUUUACCCUACGACCACAGUAGAUUUAAGCUCCAGCCCGUGGACGACGAGGAGGGUUCCGAUUACAUCAACGCCAAUUACGUUCCUGGACACAAUUCUCCAAGGGAAUUCAUCGUCACCCAAGGACCACUGCAUUCGACGCGCGAUGAUUUCUGGCGAAUGGUUUGGGAGAGUAACAGCAGAGCGAUCGUAAUGUUGACAAGGUGCAUCGAAAAGGGUAGAGAGAAAUGUGAUCAUUAUUGGCCAAUGGACACCCUUCCCGUUUAUUACGGAGAUAUUUGCGUCACGAUAUUGAACGAGGCGCAUUAUCCAGACUGGAGUAUCACGGAGUUCAUGUUGUGCAGGGGGGACGUCAAGAGGGUGAUACAACACUUUCAUUUCACAACAUGGCCUGACUUUGGUGUCCCAAGCCCACCUCAAACGUUGGCCAGAUUCGUGCGAGCGUUUAGAGAAAAGGUUCGGUCCGAUCAGAGGCCGAUAGUCGUGCACUGCAGCGCGGGUGUUGGUCGCAGCGGCACUUUCAUCACCUUAGAUAGAAUCCUCCAGCAAAUCCUGGUGUCCAAAUGCGUCGACAUAUUCGGGAUCGUCUGGGCGAUGAGGAAGGAACGCGUGUGGAUGGUCCAAACGGAGCAGCAGUACAUCUGCAUACACCAGUGUCUUCUGGCGGUUCUGGAAGGCCAGGACAUGACUGGACCACCUCGGGAGAUUCAUGACAAUCAGGGAUUCGAAGGAAAGAACCGAAGCUCGGUCGAAAACACAAAGAGUCCUGCUGAGGAUGAGAAGGAAAGGUGA
Molecule: messenger RNA, 4680 nt
Organism: Dufourea novaeangliae
Lineage: Eukaryota; Metazoa; Arthropoda; Insecta; Hymenoptera; Halictidae
Gene: Ptp10D
Product: tyrosine-protein phosphatase 10D
Exons: 19
Coding region: 1-4680 (1559 amino acids)
Biological process (GO): protein dephosphorylation
Molecular function (GO): protein binding; protein tyrosine phosphatase activity
Source: RefSeq, a predicted model, not a curated record